AUGAACGGUCGCCGCUCCCUUACGAAGCACUCCAGGCUGUCUGGGGAUGAAGCAUCUCGCACGCCCACGGCCACGCCCACGAAGCAGCCCAAGCUGUCUAGCGAGGAAGCCACGCCCACGCAGCGCUUCCUCGCCGCAUCAGCAGCCCGCCGCCCCCGAACGCGGCACACGUCUGAGCCGCCAACGCUUCCUGUGCGGCUGCGGUAUGGGCCUGGGCAUGCGGUGCUGGUACCGCCUUUCGAAGAAGAGACGCUUCCCCUUGGCAGCCCAGCAUGCAUCGGGACGUGGCUUGCCUCUGCUGUGGUGGCUGUGCGUGGCGUCACGACAUGGGUCACGACGUGGGUCACGUGGGCCGCCUCGAGGGCUGCUGCUGCUGGCAUCGACGCACGCCUUGGCGAGCUCGCCUUGUUGUGGUGGGAGUUUGCCUUGGUGUGGUGGCAGUUCACCUUGGUGUGGUCGAGGCGCGCGCUCACGUGGUGGAGAUGCGCCGCGACGUGCGCGCUUGCUGCACUCGUCGUGUAUGCGUACGUGGCGACGAACCUGGCCUACGCGCCCAAGCCGGACCGCGGCGCCCUAGACAUAUACCACGCCAGCUGCCCGCCGUCCUUCCUCUACCACGCCUCGCUCACCCUGCCCGACGCCGACCUGAACCCGCUGCUGGGGCUCCCGCCGCGCCUCUUCCCCACGUGGUCGCCGCCCCGCCCCGUCGUCGAUGCCCAGCUGCGCCGGCUGCAGCUGUGCUGGCACACGGACAAGGCCGCCCAGCACUGUCGCGGCAGGCGCACGUGUGCCGUCGACGUGGCGCAUCUGAAGGCCGUGGGCGCGCUGCACACGGCCGUCCACGCGGCAUGGAAGCAGCGCCAGCCGACAUUUUGCAUUUCCCAGGCCGUGCUGGGCGUCGGCGACGGCGACCCGAAGCCCUUUCUGCACCACUACCGGCUGUCGCAGGGGGAACUGCGUAAAUUGCUCGACGACCGCCGCAAGCCCGUCGACAUCUCGCACCUGGCCACGCAGCAGCCGCUGCUCCUCAACACGAGCCUGCCUGCCUUUGAUGCCGGGUGCGCGGCGCGCUGCGGGCUCGUUGCGCAGACGGGCCGUCUGGUGCGGCGCGCACUGGUGCCGUAUCCGUGGCAGGACGUGGCCGCCGGGGCGCCGACGCUGGCUGAUGUGGGCCGCCGCGAGCAUUGUGUGUGCAUGCUGGAUGCCGCGUCGAUGCUGCGCACAUACUGGUCACUCAUCCCGCCGCGCAACCACCCACUCUGGGCCGACCCCACGCUCGCCGCCCUGCCCCUCUUCUCGCUCAAGGGCAUCCUCUGGCGGCCGCUUCGCGCCCUGGCCUCGUUCUCCUCAAAUGCCGAUCUCGCGCACGAGUGGGCCGCCCGCGUGGUUGAUGACACGCAGAAGCGGUGGGUCAAGACGGGCUGGUCAGAGAACGCCGAUUUCGACCGCCAUACUGUCGAGGGGCGGGCCAAGCAUCGCGCCCAGGAAGUGCGCUGGCGUGCGCGCAGGGACUGGGAGUACUGCAUUCGGGAGGCUGCGGCCUACGACAGCUUAGGCUUCGGCCUCGGCAGCUUUGCCUUCAGCAGAUGUGGCGACGAGGUCGAGGUGCCUGACGACGCUGACGACGAUUGA
Dothidotthia symphoricarpi CBS 119687 is the source of this 1632-nucleotide messenger RNA. RefSeq lists its product as uncharacterized. The coding region runs from base 1 to 1632 and encodes 543 amino acids. The transcript is spliced from 2 exons. NCBI's taxonomy places the organism in Eukaryota, Fungi, Ascomycota, Dothideomycetes, Pleosporales, Dothidotthiaceae. The record is from RefSeq and is a predicted model, not a curated record.